Brassica napus (rape) is the source of this 927-nucleotide messenger RNA. Its product is annotated as psbP domain-containing protein 2, chloroplastic. The transcript is spliced from 3 exons. The record is from RefSeq and is a predicted model, not a curated record. Gene Ontology annotation, molecular function: calcium ion binding. Gene Ontology annotation, cellular component: photosystem II oxygen evolving complex; extrinsic component of membrane; photosystem II. Lineage: Eukaryota; Viridiplantae; Streptophyta; Magnoliopsida; Brassicales; Brassicaceae. Gene Ontology annotation, biological process: photosynthesis. Bases 55 to 768 code for a protein of 237 amino acids.
AAAGAAAAUAUUGACUUCAACGGCAAACAUGCGAUAAGGGUAAGGGAAGCAAAAAUGUGGUUGUCAAGCUUCUUAGCUUCUCCCAAACUUACUCUAUUGCCAUCAUCUUCUUCUUCUUCUUCUUCCCCUGCACAUCCAAAGAUCCAAACUCUCCUCUGCUUUACUCAAAAUCCUUCGUCCACUGUUGGGAUCAAUGUCAGCAAGAGACACUUAAACAUCUCGAUUCUCACGCUCUUGUUCAAUGGUGGGUUCUUGCUGGAUAAGGCAAAGUCCAUCUCAGAAUCAAGAGAUCAUCUUCAAACAUACACUGAUUCAAAGGAUGGCUUCACUCUUCUCGUUCCCUCUUCUUGGAUUAAGGUGGAGAAAGCAGGAGCCAAUGUUCUGUUUGAAGAACCAGACAAGCGAAGCAACAACAUAGGAGUUGUGGUCAGUCCUGUCCGUAUAAACAGUCUUCAAGACUUUGGCUCUCCUCAGUUUGUAGCUGAUAAACUCAUCAACGCAGAAAAGCGAAAGGAAAGCACAAAGGAAGCAGAAGUUGUAUCAGUAGGAGAAAGGUCAGGACAAGGACAAGUGUAUGAGUUUGAAUACAAAAUUGAUAGCACGAGAGGAGGUAUCAAAAGGGUUUUCUCGGCUGCUUUUGUGAGCUCUAAGAAGCUUUAUCUAUUGAACGUUGUUCAUUCAGACAAUCCAGAGAAUCCAUUGGAUUAUAGUACGAGGUUGUUGCUAGAACAAGUUCUUCACUCCUUUGAUGCUUUACCUCUCACAUAACCCAUCUUUCUUGUAAAGCCCAUUUUCUGUUUAUGGGUUUAUUUUUGGAUUGAUGGGCUUAUGUUUCAAUCUAUAAAACCCAAUAAGUUUGAAAUUUCUUUGCGGUGGCUUACGUAACUUCCUCUAUUUUUAUUUUAUUUAUGAUAAAAGCAUUCUUUC